AUGAUCAAUCUGUUUCUAUCCUCGAAAAAAUCUAUGUUCUAUGAAAUAAUAUGGAUGCUCUUUUUGAUCCCAUCUUUUGUUUUCUCAGAUAACAGGCUUCGCAGAGGCUGCAAUGCCCCGUUUAGUUGUGGCAAUCAAGAAGAUCUUUUCUACCCUUUCUAGAUAUCUGGCAGAGAAGAAUGUGGCCACCCCGACUUCAAGCUCGAGUGCAACACAAGUUUCGCAGAGGUUAGCAUCUCCUUCUUGAAGUUCAGAAUCUUAGAGGCGAACUUUACCUCUCGUAUCCUAAGACUUGCUAGAUCAGAUUAUAUUAGCAAUCUUUGUCCCAAAAACCCACUAAAUACACCGUUCAAUGAAAACAUCAUCCCUUUUGCUCCUGACACCGAUAUGCUGACAAUUUAUUAUGACUGCCGCCAAGACAUUUCACAAUCUGUUUCUACUUAUGUUGGAGAGCUUGCUUGUGAAGACGAUGUGAAAAGUUACUAUGUAACUAGAAACCUCUCAUCACCUUUACUUCAUGGGAUUAGUGGCCUUUUAAAGGACUUCAGGGGAAUUUGUAGAAGAAACGUCAGUAUUCCCGGUUCUAGACUAGCGCUGAAUACACUGGAGAGAACUCCGACUGUAGACAAUCUGAAGAAGGCUCUUGAAGAUGGUUUCAAGCUUGAACUAAACCGAGAUUGUUCCCUAGACUCUGGGGGUGCUUGUGAAUAUGAUCAGAUCUUAGCCAAGUUCGUCUGCUAUAAUGACAAACGAAGUAAGAUUUAUUGCCUACAGUUUUUUCUACAUAUCUGGAUAGGAUCAUUAAAUGCUGCUUCUGGAUCGGUGAUGUUCUUUAUUAUAGCUGGAUGUUUGUUCUGUCUCGUGACUCUCGUCAACCAGAGAAGGAGGACAUCAGAGGAUCCGAGACAACAGAAUCUAAAGGCCCUUAUUCCACUGAAACACUAUAGCUACGCGCAAGUUAGGAGAAUUACAAAUUCGUUCGCUGAAGUGGUUGGGAAAGGCGGAUUUGGAACUGUCUAUAGAGGAACCCGUUCUGAUGGACGUAUGGUUGCAGUGAAGGUUUUAAAAGACUCUAAGAGUAAUGGGGAAGACUUUAUUAAUGAAGUUGCGAGCAUUAGCCAAACUUCUCAUGUCAACAUUGUUACCAUGUUAGGAUUCUGCUCUGAAGGUUCCAAAAGAGCAAUUAUUUAUGAGUUUUUGGAAAAUGGCUCUCUUAAUCAGUUCAUCUCAAGCAAGAGGUCGUCAAAUAUGGAUUGGACGACGGCACUUUAUGGAAUUGCACUAGGAGUUGCUCGUGGUCUUGAGUACUUACACCAUGGUUGCAGAACAAGGAUUGUACAUUUCGACAUAAAACCUCAGAAUGUACUCUUAGAUGACAAUUUUUGCCCCAAAGUUUCAGACUUUGGCCUUGCUAAGCUCUGUGAGAAGAAAGAGAGCGUCUUGUCAUUGCUAGACACAAGAGGUACAAUAGGAUACAUUGCACCUGAAUUGUUUUCUAAAAUGUACGGUAGAGUCUCCCACAAGUCAGAUGUGUAUAGCUACGGAAUGUUGGUCCUUGAGAUGAUAGGAGCAAGGAACAAAGAGAGAGCUGAUCAAGAAGUUGAUUCUAACACAAGCUCGAUGUACUUUCCUGAGUGGAUAUAUAAAGAUCUCGAGAGGGGAGACAAUGGAAGGUUUAAAGAAGAUGGAAUCACCUGCGAAGAAGAGGAGAUAGCCAAGAAAAUGACAUUGGUGGGUUUGUGGUGUAUUCAGUCUUCCCCAUCAGAUCGCCCACCAAUGAACAGAGUGGUGGAGAUGAUGGAAGGAAGUGUGGAUGCUCUUGAAGUCCCUCCUAGACCUGUUUUCCAAAUUCCAGCAGCAUCUCUUCAAGAAUCUUCUACGCUUUCGGAGGAUAUAUCCAGUUCCACAGAAAUAUGUUCCAUGAAUGUCACAUAAAAGGAAAGAAAUCA
This is a messenger RNA of Eutrema salsugineum, 1949 nucleotides long. Its product is annotated as LEAF RUST 10 DISEASE-RESISTANCE LOCUS RECEPTOR-LIKE PROTEIN KINASE-like 2.5. Gene Ontology annotation, molecular function: ATP binding; polysaccharide binding; protein kinase activity. NCBI's taxonomy places the organism in Eukaryota, Viridiplantae, Streptophyta, Magnoliopsida, Brassicales, Brassicaceae. Gene Ontology annotation, biological process: protein phosphorylation. The record is from RefSeq and is a predicted model, not a curated record.